Molecule: messenger RNA, 716 nt
Organism: Mauremys mutica (yellowpond turtle)
Lineage: Eukaryota; Metazoa; Chordata; Testudines; Geoemydidae
Product: cAMP-specific 3',5'-cyclic phosphodiesterase 4A-like
Exons: 1
Coding region: 435-716 (93 amino acids)
Source: RefSeq, a predicted model, not a curated record
GGGAGAGCGGGGUCCGCGCUCGGAGCUGCCCCAGCCCGUCUCUCCCGGAGCUCGGCGGCCGCGGGCGGGCGGGGACGGGGCAGAGCCGUCCCGGGGGGGGGCUCCCGGCCCCCCGCGCCUCGCUGCGCCGCCCCGUGACAUGCGGCUCCGAGCUGCCGCCGCCCCCAGGCAGAGCCACCCGGCGGCCGCCCAGCAGCGCCCCGCGCCGGUCCCGCUGCCCGCGGAGCGGAGCCGCCUCGGCGGCGCGGACCCGUCGCUGGCCAGCGGGGCUCCCCUGCCCGCCGCCCGCCAUGGAGGGGGCGCCUGGAGCCGGCGAGCUGGGGGCUCGGGGCCGAGCUCGCCUCUGAGCCGGCUCGGGGGCAGCCCGUGACUCGCCUCGGCUCCCGCCUGUCGCCGGGCCCGGGCUCCAGCCUCCCUCCGCCCCGCGCCCCGCGAUGGAGCCGCCGCCUUGCUCCAGGAAGAGCCUGUCGCUGUCCCUGCCCGUGCCCCGGGAGGGCCCGGCCACCCUCCGCCCCCCGCAGCACCUGUGGCGGCAGCCCCGGACCCCCAUCAAGAUCAAGCACCGGGGCUACUCGGAUACGGAGCGGCCCGCGGCCCGGCACAUCGAGCGGGCGGACGCCGUGGACACCAGCGACCGGCCGGGGCUGAAGAAAUCCCGCAUGUCCUGGCCCUCGUCCUUCCACGGGACCCCCAGCCACGGCGCCAGCAAGCGGUAG